CGUCUGUUUGGGAUGGCCAGUUGUAGUUCUGAAAACUGUUAGCUAACGGUGUUAUUCACGGGAGCUGAAUCAUAUUCUCAAGUCGGCUCCGCUGACAAAUCACACCUGCAGAUGGUUCACAUUCAACUCUGGCAGUGAGUUUGUCAAAGGGGAGCAACACUGGUUCUGAUUCUUCCAACACAGCUAGCAUUAGCUGGCGGAUCCCACUUCGUAGCUAGGCGAGUUAGUUGCUAAGCAGUGAUGGAGUGGCUGGGCAACGUAGCUUCAAAUCAACCUCGCGAAGAGUCGAGCUGUGACGAGGCUUCACGGGACCUCAGUGGUGUUUAUCCUCACCAGCAGCAGUCACCGUCGUCGCUCCGCUGCGAUUGUGCCAUGGCGUCUCUGUGCCAGAGCCAGCAGCGCUGUGUGAAGGCCUCCAUCGUCUCCAGCUGGAGGCUGGCCGAAGCUCAGGAUCAGCUGUGCUCUCUCGGUGUCCACAGCUCCGAGUCCCUGGAGCAGGAACGUGCUCGCACUCAGGUGUGCGCCACAGAACUCACGCACACUGUGGAGGAGUGGCGCCGCAAGGAGAGCAUGCUGGGAGGUCCGGAACCCAGCCGGAGUCCUGUGCUCGGCGCUGUGAGCAGUUGGGAUGUUUUUAAUAAGAGUAUCAUCAAUGUCCCAAACCAGCCAGUAGAAAUGGAUCAAGACAAGUGCAAGACGUUUCUCCAGAAGUAUGAGCAAGAGCUCAGGCACUUCGGAAUGUUGCGGAGAUGGGACGACAGUCAGCGGUUCCUCGCUGAAAUGCCGCAGCUCAUCUGCGAGGAAACGGCAAACUACCUGGUCCUGUGGUGCAUAAGACUUCAGCAAGAAGGGAAAGAAGCGCUGAUGGAGCAGGUUGCACACCAAGCUGUAGUCAUGCAAUUCAUCCUAGAGAUGGCUUCAAACUCUCAGCAGGAUCCUCGAGGCUGCUUCAGACAGUUCUUCCACAAAGCCAAAGACGGACAAGACGUCUACUUAGAAGUCUUCCAGACGGAGCUUGAGGCCUUCAAACACAGAGUGAGAGAAUACGCACUCAAGUGCAGAGAUGACACACACAACAACAUAGAAGAACACAACACUGGCACAAACUGCAGACUGGACCCCAAAGAAGCCCUGGACUCUUUACCUCCAGUGGCAGAGUAUCCUACAAAGCGAUGUAUAGAGUCCGAACUGUGGACAAACACCGUGCGAUGGACAAAGGAUGACGCUACAGAGACAGAUGACAUACGCAUGAUGGAGACAUCCUAGUGAUUUUAGAAGCAGCGCCUCCUUUUUCCUCCCAUCUCCAUCGUCUCACCCAUUUAGGAUGAACCUGAGUUUUUACGCCCUCUUCCCCUCUUGUUUGGGGAAAAACACCAGUGCAGAAGAAGGAAUAAGCGAAGACAUGACUCGACUUAAGAGUUGCGAUUAUAAGUGGAGAACCUGCGGGGAAAUAACGUUUCUCUAAGUGACGGACAUUUCUCAGUGUUGUCCUCGUUAUGUCGCUGUGGAAGGCCUCCGGUAAGUCGGCUCCUGCUGUGUCUCUGGCCAGCUUGAUGCAUGUGUUUUCAGCCAUAUCAGUCAAGCUGGCUCUAAAAAGAGAAACAUCCUGAGUUCUGAAGUGAAAGCGAAGCAGAUCCACUCAAUUGUAAAUUACUUCCAGACAACACAAAAGAAUACCUAGACAAUAAGUUAAGCACCAAAUCCUGUGCCUCAAGGAGGACUCGGGUCAGAGGGACGUUGUAGGAGGUGUUGUAACUGUGAAUGAUUCUCAGAUUUCAAUCAUGAGGGGAAAACGUAUUUAAUAAGGAAAUGUUAGCAGUGGAGUUCUGGUAUGAAAGGGAGAUUUCUUAAUGUGAGAAUUUCAGGCUUGCUGAAAACUUUUGUCAGAUGUUUCACAAGAAUUGACAGAAAGGAGGCUAAUAGCUGACACUGUUCUGAUAAGUAAAGAGCAGAUCGUCUGCAUUUAUAUCACAACAAAGGCGGGAAGCAGCUGUGCUUUUUCUAGCCGUCUUCACGUUCCUCCAUUCUCACAUCGGCCCACUCGGAUUUGCUGCAGGAAAAAGUACCAGGGGUCUGGCAGGAGAAACUCCGGGGGAAGUCCGAGUGAAAAAUGUGGCUGUUUGCAUACAAACGCCCCGUCUGAUUCCUGUUUAUUUCUUCAGCAUUAUGCUCAGAAUCACUCAGCGAGUACAACCCUUUCUGACUGAUCAGUAUGAGGAGCUGUACACGAUCCCACAUAGGUUGAUUAUCAUGAGAGGACCAGUGAUGUGAUAUGUCAGCCAAUAGGGUCAUUCAGAGUUUAUGAACUGACAAAGCAAUCAGCAUCCCGUGUAAAACCAGCUUUUAAGAGCCGCUUUUGCAUCUCACAACAACACCGGUGUAAUCUGAACGCAUGAGUCAUUAAAGGUGAAUAGAGGCCUCUGUGGUUGUCAGUUAAAGAGGUUGUUUUUCAUCGUUUGAAUUAAGAUUAUCUGAUAAUUAGAACAUAAAGAUGUAGAGCUCAACCUUAAUUGCAGGUGACGGAGUGCAAAUCUGCAUGUUUUAGCACAUUCAAGGUCCAUUAGCUUUCUGGAUUUGCUUCUCUGGUUCAGAGGUUUGCUAGAGUAAAACUGUACCUUUCAUAAAUCCAGUAUUUCAAUCCACAAGUAUAAGACACAAGUGCUCCUUUCUCUCUUCACUAAAGGGAAUAUCAAUUUAAAUUCACGCUUUUGGAGCUACAAGUGAGUCAGAAGGUUUGAGUACCUUUUAAGGAGAGAAGGAGGAAAAAAAGGGCUGAGUUCUCCACAAAGACUUUUACUGUUUAUGAGUAUGCAGAAAGGAUGUCUGCAUCUGAAUGUGUCCUGCACUUUAUAUUUCACUUUCUUUGUUGUGUCCCCUGACAUUUUUAUUUCACCAGCAGGCUUUACUUGAGCAUGUGGUGGUUUUGUGUCACAUUUUUUGUUUGUUUUGUAUUAUGUUUGCCAAGUUUUUAAGUUUUAGUCUCGAGGAAAACUCGAGAAAACUUUUUUUUUUUUUAAAGAUUUGUGUGGCUUACAGUUAAGAAAAUAAAUAAAAGGACAUGUUUAACUGGAUGAACAAAAUCAGUGUGAAAAAUCUGCUGAGAGGCACAAAGAGUACAACUUUGACAACAGACUGUGGAACUGCAGACACCAUGCAUUAAAGAACAUUGUAUUUGUUUCUGACUUUCCACUUUUGGGGGAUGCAUCGUUGUCUCACUCUUCAUAUUUCACAGAUUUGAGUUUGGCCUGGACGGUGCCAUUUUUUUUCUUUAUCUUUGCAGUGCAUCUUUAAAACGUAUCUGUAUAAAAACCGUGAACAAAAACAUUAUUGUUAGCAUUAAAGCUCAAACAAUGUGCCGUAGUGGUCUUAAUCGAUAUGUGUCACUGUCCACAGUGACUGACUAUGCAAAAAGAAUUGUAUGGCUUUAACUGUUGUACUUAGCCUGUGGCCUGUGUCCAUGGGGUCUCCUUAUUCAGAUAGAUAUUAAAUAAAUCUGUGAGUGUACAACUGAGAAACUUUGCUACAAGAAAUUCUGUAACCGAGAUGUGAUCAGCUUAGGAAAAUGAUACAUCUCAUUCAGACUCAUAGUAGGCCUCUGUAAGAUUUUGUUAGUCUUGCUGCUGUAAGAAACUCAAAUAUAAGACCAGUGCUAAUCUAAAUGUCUGUCUUGUUAAAACUGCUACAGUUAAUUGUAGAUCUGCAGUUUGUAGCCUGCUCUAUGCUCCCGAUACCUGAAAUUGCAUCUGUGGUAAAUUCAUUAAGGGUGAGGGAAAAGCUGUUCAAAUCAUUGUCGUCGCUCCUGUGUGACGUAUUUAUAAAAGUGUUGUUCGCGCCUACAAAUACAAAUUAGGGUUACAGAAAACGCAAGUUGAUUGAAACUGUGUUGCCUACUCCUUGUAUUCAAUUGAGGCUUUAGCGGCUCAAGGCGACAUAAGCUGGUGUUGCCAGUAUGCUAACAGUAUACACCUGAACCUGUGACGGCGCUGUCGCUGGUUGUGUUGCAUUGUGGAUAAUGUAGGCCCCAGGCCUUGGUCAUAACAAUGCAUUGAAUAAAAAUUCUGCUCUCCUUG
Messenger RNA from Labrus mixtus (cuckoo wrasse), 4070 nucleotides. RefSeq names its product cell division cycle 37-like 1 (gene cdc37l1). Gene Ontology annotation, molecular function: protein-folding chaperone binding; heat shock protein binding. The record is from RefSeq and is a predicted model, not a curated record. Gene Ontology annotation, biological process: protein stabilization; protein folding. NCBI's taxonomy places the organism in Eukaryota, Metazoa, Chordata, Actinopteri, Labriformes, Labridae. The transcript is spliced from 7 exons. Gene Ontology annotation, cellular component: cytoplasm. The coding region runs from base 241 to 1266 and encodes 341 amino acids.